This is a messenger RNA of Darwinula stevensoni, 2637 nucleotides long. The record is from the annotation of a GenBank genome assembly. NCBI's taxonomy places the organism in Eukaryota, Metazoa, Arthropoda, Ostracoda, Podocopida, Darwinulidae.
AUGCCAGGAGGGGGCUUCCAUUGGGUCAAGCUGCUUCGAGACGUCACCGUUCUCUGCGGUCAAGAUGCCUCCCUCGAGGCCACAGUUCACUGCAGCUCUGCUCCCAAUUUCCUCUGGAGUCAUCGUGGUAUUCGACUCCGGGAAUCCAGUCGACAUGUGAUUAUGGCCUCUGGAAACACGUCGAAACUCGAGAUCAUGAAGUGCCAACCUUCUGACAGCGGCCAGUAUUCCGUGAUUGCCCAGGAUGAAAACCUGGGGGAGAUUCAGAGUUCCUGUCGCCUUCUUGUCCCUAAUGCAAAAGAAACUCCUCAUCUCCGCUUCUUGAGGUCCCUUGAAGACCACGCCAUCAAAAUCGGACAUCGACUGAAAUGGGGAGUUGAGGUCCGAUCUGAUUAUAACCUUCAGGCGUCGUGGUAUCGCAACAAUUUGCAAAUGGAGGAGAGUGAACGGAUUCGCAUUCAUCGUGCAGAUCCAGAAUUCUACGUAGACAUCAACCCAGUUUUAGAAGAAGAUGCUGGCUCCUGGGCCUGUGUCGUCUCCUCUCUUGCAGGUCAAAUCAGAUCUGCAGCAAAAUUGAAAGUGAAUGUGCCAAAAGGCUACAAGAAGCCAGAAUUCACCGAAGAGCUUCAAGCUCUGUUGACCGACGAGGGAACAGUUUCGCUUGAAUGCAAAGUGAUGGGAGUCCCAACCCCAGUGCUCCAGUGGUAUAAAGACGGCAAAGAAAUCAAACCAGGUGAUAUGUUUGCGUUGACGGCGAAUAAGGACGACCCUGCUUCGCUGGGGACUUACACGUGCGAAGCAUUGAAUUGCAUGGGAUCAGCCACGUCCACGGCGAAGGUCCAAGUGAUCGGAACCAGCCGAGAAGGCUCCCUCAAGCCAGCCAGGUCUCCUUCAAGAACGCCGCAACGCUCUCCAACUCCAGUUGGCCCUCCUCCAGAGGUCUUGGAACCUCUAACAGACCAAAAAAUUAAGGUCGGCGGGAGAUUAGCCCUCAAAGUCAAAGUUUCUUCCCACGCGGAGGCAAGGAUCCAAUGGUAUCACAAGGAAAUGGUUGUUGAGCCUAGCGAGAAAUUUCACAUGAGUCGUGAGCCUGACGAUGUCUAUGUACUGGAUAUCAACCCAAUCGAACUCGGAGACGAAGGAGAGUGGCGAUGUGAAGCCUCCAGUAAUGGAGGAAAAGUCGUCUCUUCUUGCGUCAUCAAACUGGCAGUUCCCAAAAACUACAGGGCCCCAAGGUUUCUGGAAGAACUGCGGGCCCUUCUGACACCGGAAGGAUUGGUCUCCUUCGAAUGCAAGGUUUUGGGCUUCCCCGCACCUUCCUUGAAGUGGUACAAAGACGGCACGGAAUUGAAGCCUGGCGAUGUUUAUCAGUUGAGCGGAGCCAACUCUUUAGGACGCUAUUGCUGUUUGGCAAGGAAUUGCAUGGGAGAAACAAGAAGUGAAGCAGAAUUGACAAUGAGCGACAUUCAGGCCCGAUUAAGUGAGGAAGAAAAGGCCUCUCUUAGGGAGAAGGCCAAACCGCCUCGUUUCAUCAACGCUUUGGUAUCCACCGAGGCUAUUGUCGGGGAGAACUUCAGACUUUCAGUGCAAGUUAACCAAGGACCCGAGCCGGAAGUGAUUUGGUUCCAUGGCAACGAAGCCGUCACUCACGGCCCGAAGUACCAAAUGAGCCAAGAAGAUGAGCGUCAAUUCCAUCUCGAUAUAGUUCCUUUCGAGAUUUACGAUCAGGGAGCAUGGGAAUGCCUCGCAAAGAACGAGUUUGGUGAGACAUCCUGCCGUUGCCUCAUUCGGGUCACGAUCCCCAAGCAUUAUAAGAAACCCAGGUUUCUGGAACCCCUGCGUGCUAUCUUGUCAGAGGAAGGGACUGUCAACCUGGAAUGCAAGGUGAUAGGAGUGCCUCAGCCCACGUUGAAAUGGUUCAAGGACGGAGAGGAGUUGAAAGCUGGGGACAUCCACAGAAUAAUGUCAGGCGCCGAUGGGACCUGUUGUCUGGGCACAUACACUUGCGUUGCCACUAAUUGCGUUGGAUCUGCAUCCAGUUCGGCAGCUCUCCUAGGAUUCGAAGAGCAAAUGGCGCUGAAGCAGCAAGCAAGAAGCAUGACAGAGCAAGCAAGAUUGACACGGCAGUCCUCGUUAUCGACAAUCAAUGAGGAAAGAUCCUCACAGCUGAGCAUAUAUGAAACACCGGCCUCUGACAUGUCUGGAAGGUCUGAAGAGAAAGCGGAAGUUUCCGUUAGCAUUGACGGCAAAGAGGUUUCUGUCUCCGUUUCUCUCUAUGAGACUCCAGACAUCACGGAAGAGGAAGCGCAACAAAUCAUCGAGAUGUAUGCAGAGGAAUUUUCGGAACACAUUUCAGCCAAGGAGGUGGUUGAGCUGCCUCCGUUGAGGUUCGUUCGAGAGUCUGCUACCGUGGCAGGCAUCGUGAUGGAGGCGACGGUGAUCGACGUCCCUGGCGAUUGGUCUGGUCCGGCCGGGAGCUUCCCUGUCCAACCCGAUGAAGAGGACUUACGAACCGAAGCUGAUUUCGAAGAGCUCAGUGCCCUCGAGGCACUUGCUAUCGAAGAGGUUUGUUCUUUUCUGUCUAUUCUUCCUUUCAACUCCUCAUCUCUCUUUAAUCACCACAUGAGUCAAUUCUGA